Molecule: messenger RNA, 1260 nt
Organism: Penicillium verhagenii
Lineage: Eukaryota; Fungi; Ascomycota; Eurotiomycetes; Eurotiales; Aspergillaceae
Product: Male sterility NAD-binding
Exons: 1
Coding region: 1-1260 (419 amino acids)
Source: RefSeq, a predicted model, not a curated record
AUGAGCACUAAGGCUGCCGCUUCCAAUAGUAAUGGCAGACACGUUCUUCUUACUGGAAGCACGGGUUUCGUCGGAUCUUACACACUAUAUGCUCUUCUUCAGAGAAAGGAGAUAAAACGGGUAACCUGUUUAAACAGGAGUGGAGGCGAUCAGACCAACGCUUGGAUCCAGCAAUUCCCCAACUAUGAACCGACUGUCAAGUUUAAACAUCUACAGGCAGAUCUAACACAGCCAGACUUUGGUCUUUCCGCAGAUGUCUACUCCGAGCUCCUAGACAGCGUCACGGACAUUCUUCAUUGCCAAUGGGCAGUAGACUUCAAUCGGCCUCUCGAUUAUUUCGAGCCAAACAUCAAAGGCGUGUCAAGCCUGAUUCAUUUCACCCAUGCCGCCAAACAUGCAAUCCAUUUCAUAUUUCUUUCCUCGGUCGGCACAGUCAGAAAUUGGGACCAACCCAACGCAGUCCCAGAAGAAAGAUUGACAUCUCCAUCAAUUGCCGGAACGGGCUACGGGGCAAGUAAAUUAAUCGCCAGCCUCCUCCUUGACAAAGUCGGCCAAUCGGUCGGGAUCAGAUCCUCAAUCUGUCGCCUCGGACAAGUUGCCGGUCCUAUACAAUAUCUCCAGAAACGGAAGCAUAGCCAGCACCAAAAGCCAGAGCUUGACCAUACUCGCGCUUGGCCAUUGCGCGACUGGUUUCCGACUCUUCUCACCAGCUCCAUUGACAUCGGUUGUCUACCGGAUACGCUUGGCUUUGCGAACGAAAUAGAUUGGCUCCCCGUCGACUUUGUAGGCGAAAUCCUUUCAGACCUCGUUUGCAAUUUGGAUCUGGACGCGUCUCGGUGUGUAGACCAUUCUGGACACGGUCACGCCGGCACUGAUGGUUUUUUGACAAAAUACUACCAUCUUGUGAACCCUCACCGUACGCAGUACUCUGAUAUGGUGCAAUUCUUGGCGGGGCGGCUUGGGCGGCCGGAUGCUCUCAAAGUGGUGUCUCUGCAAGAAUGGGUGUCGCUCUUAACGGACCUGGCGCUUGGAAGUUCAGGGAUCCGGUCGCAAAGUUCUGGUAUUGGCCUCCUUGGCUUUUUCCAGGGGCUCGCCGAUAGCAGUUAUCUGAAUCCGCUCAUAUUGGAUACGAGAAAAACUGAACAACAGUUGCCCCGUUUGGUGAGCCUUGGGUCGGUUAGUGAGCACUGGUUGGAUAUGUGGCUUGAGCAGUGGGGGUUGAUGAAGACUCGAGGGGGAAAGCAAAUGCUUGAAGAUUGA